Molecule: messenger RNA, 10422 nt
Organism: Folsomia candida
Lineage: Eukaryota; Metazoa; Arthropoda; Collembola; Entomobryomorpha; Isotomidae
Product: phenolphthiocerol synthesis polyketide synthase type I Pks15/1
Exons: 9
Coding region: 117-9743 (3208 amino acids)
Biological process (GO): fatty acid biosynthetic process
Molecular function (GO): oxidoreductase activity; phosphopantetheine binding; 3-oxoacyl-[acyl-carrier-protein] synthase activity
Source: RefSeq, a predicted model, not a curated record
UCGUAAUUCAGCUUGAUAAGUACAUACGCAUACUCAUUAUCUCAAUAAGAUACUGUCUUUGUACUUAGUUGUCACAAAUUUAAGGAGAUAGUCCAGUGUUGCAUCUUAUUUUCGACAUGAGUGGAAAUUUCGGAUGUCAAUUUUGGAUAACGUAUGCUGGAGAUGACAAGGAGGCUUGGAAAUGUAUUGGGCUGGCACGCUCUGUUAAACGGACUUUGUCAACUCGACCACUCGGAGUCAUUUUGUCCGACAAUGUCUCACUUGACAUGGGGCGUCGUCUUCAAUCUGAGUUUCAAAUCUGUCACCGAAUCGACCCAUUGCUUCUCCAGCUGAACGGAAUACCUUACCAAUUUCGAUCCACUGCAAAAAUUUACGCUCAACAACUUCCACAACUGGAUCACAGCGUCUUCAUUGAUUGUAACUGUCUCGCUUUAAAGAACUGUGACGAAUUAUUUCGACAAAACGGAGUUCAGUGGGUCAAACAAACUGGAUCGGAAUAUGCCGCAAUUGUGGUUCAAUCAUCAACGGUGACAAAAGAAAACAAGAAGACAAAUAUCGAGAAAAUUGUUUCCAGAGAGAACGGAUUGAAAGUAGCCACACCGAGUAUGAUUGAUGUCGACGAUCAGGAGUUUCAUUACUGUAUGGAAGUGGAUUUUAGUGGGGAAACUCCAACUCAACUGAGUGGGGAUGAGAUAAAAAUGGUCUGUUUUGUCAAUGAGAAUCAUCCAUUGGAAUAUGAACGGGAAAAAGCGAACAAUCGUGAUGGAUUUCUAAAAGAGUUGGCUAGAUUUUGGAAGUCACUCCUGCCAGAAAACUUCGCUACUUCUCGUAAAUUGCCUCAGCUCUCAGCGUUGGACUCUGGUGAUCAAAUAUUGUUUGAUCAGCCCCCUUUCGAACUGAAUAAUUCCAUCGCGAUUGUCGGCAUGGCGUGCAAAUACCCAGGUGCCAACACAAUUAGCGAGUUCUGGGAAUUACUAGAAAACGGCACGGACUGCAUUGUUCGCGUCCCUGAAUGGCGCUGGACCAAGGAAAACUCGUACAUAGUGAUGGACGACGUUCGAAAAACUGAAGCUGGUUUCCUUUCUUGCCCGAUUGAAGUGUUUGAUGCUAAAUUCUUCAAUACGAAUCAGGCUGAUUUGGCAUAUCUCGACCCACAACAGCGUAUUGCACUGAAAGUAGUUUGGGAAGCUCUUGAGCAUGCAAGAAUUGACCCGGCAACCCUGAAGAACUCAUUAACUGGUGUAUUUGGGGGUUUCUGGAGAGGUGACUAUAAAGAGAUGCUGCAACAUCAAGGAUUUGCUGGCACAGAUUUUCUCCGAGGUUACAUGGGAAACGCGUUGGGGCCAUUGACGGCCAGAAUCGCUCACUUCUUAGAGUUGAUUGGCCCAUGCUUUUCAACAGAAAGUGGCUGCUCGACCUCUAUUGCGGGGGUCGAUAUGGCCUGCGAAGCCUUGAAAAAUGAAAGAGCAGAUGUUUGUAUCGCCGUGGGAGUAAAUCUACUCCUUCAUCCAUUUCCACUGAUUGGCGGACUUAUUGAGGGAGUCCUUGCUCCAGACGGUCGUUGCAAAACGUUUGACGCAUCUGCAAAUGGAUUUGGCCGUGCAGAAGGUGCCGCUUCACUUAUUCUCAAGCGGUAUUCGGACGCAGUAGCUCACGGUGACCGAAUUUGGGGUCUAAUUCGUGGAACAGCGGUUGUGCAAGAAGGCAUUUCAAAAAAUAUGGGGACUCCAACGGUCGAUGUAGAGGCUACAGCGAUGGCACUUGCACUACAGCGGGCAGCUGUAGACCCAGAGGAUGUGGAUUUUUUAGAAGCGCACGGGACGGGCACUGAGGUUGGCGACCCGAUCGAGGUCGCAGCAAUCGCAAGGGUUUAUGGAGGCAGAAAAUCAGACAAUCCACUUACAAUUGCAUCAGUCAAGACACAAAUUGGCCACACUGAAUCGGUGUGUGGGAUUGCAAGUAUUCAAAAGACGGUGCUUUCCAUGAAAUAUGAAAAAAUACCAAAACAUCUACAUCUAAAAGUUCUAAAUCCUGACAUUGAUUUGAGCAAAAUCCCUGCGAGAAUUCCAACCGAAAUAAUUCCAUGGCUAAAAAGAACUAGUAAACCACGGAUCGCUGGAGUUAAUUCAUUCGGGAUAACCGGAGCUCAGGCUCACGUGAUAAUUCAGGAACCACCUGAACCAAGCCCAACCAAGCCAAUUACGCUUGCUGAUAAUCGAAGUAUGAAAAUCUUAACAUUUUCGGGGAAAACCGAAAAAGCUCUUCAAGCUCAGCUAGAAGCAUAUCGCAAUCUGCUGCCAACUACAGAUGCCGAUUUGGGAGACGUCGAAUAUACAAUGCACAUGGGUCGGUCGCAUUUUGCUUUUAGACAAGUAGCACUUGGUAGCACGUCGGAGGAAGUCUUGACCUCGAUUGAAAAUAUAAAAUCCUUCAACUCGAUUCCAAACCUUGCUCCAAAAAUCUGCUUCCUCUUUACCGGGCAAGGUUCUCAGUACCUAGGAAUGUGCAAAGCUUUAUACGAUGACAGCGUCGUAUUUCGAUCAAACUUUGACAAAUUGGAUUCAAUUUUACAGAAAGAGCACAACAUUGAAAUUAAAGAAAUAAUUUGGAAUUCAAAUUUAGAAACCAGUUCCAUACAUUCAACUUUAUUCAGCCAAACGUCAAUAUUUUGCGUCGAAAUCUGCAUCCUUCGUCUCUGGGAAUCUUGGGGUGUGAAACCUGAUGCCGUCUUGGGCCACAGUUUAGGCGAGUUCGCAGCAUUAGUUGCGGCUGGAAUGAUGUGCGUCGAGGACGCUUUAAAGCUUGUGGUCACACGAUCGAAGCUAAUUGACGAAUUACCACGUGGCGGUAUGCUUGUUGUAGGAUCGGAGAUCGAACAAGUACAGAAAGCUUUAGAUCAGGCAGGACUCGGGAAAGGAAAUCCAAACGGCUUGGAGAUUGCUGCUGUAAAUUCGGUCACCCAGACUGUCGUUGCUGGAGACCUCGUCCUAGUAAAGAAAUUUAAACUGUUUUGCGAUAAUAAUUGCAUUAAAACUCAUGUGCUGGACUCGACCCAUGCUUUCCACUCAAGGCACAUGGACCCCAUUCUGGAGGAGUAUGGACGAGUUGCAGCAGAUAUGAAAUUUAAAGAAUCCAACUCCAAUGUCAUAUUCGUAUCAGCGGUAGAAGGUAAAAUCAUCCAAAGAAUUGACGUCAACUAUCUCAUAAAGCAUACGAGAGAAAACGUGAAAUUUAUGGAGGCGUCGCAUGCCGUGGUAAAAGAUGGGCUUGGACUAUUCGUUGAAAAUGGACCACAACCAAUUUUAUCAUCUCUUUUAGCCUCAAAUUCAGAAGAGAUUUCGGACAACAUAAUUCUGCUGCCAUCAGUACGCAGGAACGAAUCUAAUUGGGUCACCAUUCUUGACUCGAUGGGAAAGCUGUAUAAGGAAGGCAUUCCAAUAAAAUGGGAGAAUUUCCAUCGUUUCACAUCCGCAACCAAAAUUGACCUACCGGGUUAUGUUUUCGACGAGUCACCCCAUUGGAUAAAGAUUAAGGAUGACGGAACCGUCCCUUUUCAUCCACUGCUUGGCUCGUACAUUCCAAACGCCUCUGACGUCACUAUCUUUCAAUCAAGUGUUAAUGUGAAUCGCGUCCAGUUCUUGCGGGAUCACCGACUUGGCGAAAAGAUAAUAUUCCCAUGUGCUGGCUACCUCGACAUGUGCUUGACUGCUGGAUACGCAGCGUUGCAGUGCGACGAGGGAAAGUACAGAAAACCAACCACAUCUCUUGCCAUUCAAAAUUUUUCAAUAGCAUCUCCAAUAUGCAUGAGUGAGAUGCAUAGUACAGAGUUCCAGGUUGUUGUAUCAAAAACUCUCGAAGGGGAAACAACAGUAAAAGUGAACUCGCGUUUAUUUUUGGAACCAUCAAAAUAUAAAUGGAUUAACAAUGCGAGAGCCAGAUUCGUCAUAAAUUCCACCUCCCCCGAAAAUCAUUUAACAAAUUUCCAUGGACUGAAAUCCAGAAUAUGCGAACCUAUCAAUGAGUCAUUCGACUAUGAAAAAUUAAAAGAGUAUGGAUUUAAUUUUGGCCCAUCAAUGCACACCAUUUGCAAUCAGAGCUGGAAAAAUCCGGAAGCUGACUCUGGCGAAUAUAUUUUUUCCUUCAAGUGUAACGAAACUGUUGAAUAUCUGGAUAAAUUCAUCCUCCACCCUUGGGUAAUUGAUGCCACGUUCCAAGCACAAAUUCUGGGAAUGACAAUGCGCAGAGAUAAAUAUAUGAUCAAGGGCCAAUUGAUCGUGCCUAUUCAGAUAGAAAAAUUUAUCUGGUGGGGAGGCUCUUGCUCAUCUGGAUACAUAUAUUCGAAACACUUGGAUGGCUGUAACGAAGCCCGCAUUUAUAGCGAAGAGGGAAUCCUAAUAGCAACUGUGCUCGGAACGGAAUUUAUGGAGACGACCCUCAAUAAUAUAAUGGCUAUGAUCGACUCCCAAAAAAAUCCGUUGCCAACUAUUACAGAAUAUGUUUGGAAAGAACAUCUUGGAACGAGAGAAAGAAGAGUUGUCGUCGAUGGGGAAGAUGCAAAGUUGCAAAAUAUUGUAGGACCUGUCGAACCCGUGCAUUUAACACCUGAUGAGGGAACUGUCUAUAAUAACUAUGCUAAGCACGGUGGACUGUGCAUGCUUAAAGCAAUGAAAGAACUUGGACUCGAUCAGUAUCAACAAUUUAUGUGGCCUGAAAUAGCGCAAACGUUGAAAGUGUCUCAAAAUUUGCACAAGUUUUUGCGCUAUAUUCUUUUGGAGCUGGUCACAGACGGUUAUCUGGUUCUGGACCCCGAUCAAAAUCGUGACGCAUCGGUCCUUCAUUUUUCGUUAUCGCUAACUCUACCCUUCCCUACUUUGGAGAAAAUUUGUUCAGAUAUUUCCACUUCAACUGAGACCUGCCAGACUGUAAAUUAUACGUGGACCAGCACAAUGUCUGAACUGUGCAAGUUUUGGGCCGUAUUAUCAGACAUCCUAACUGGAAGGCAGCAAGCAUUACAAUUACUUUUUGAAAGUAAUUCCAACCUACCAGACGAAAGAUGUUUAGCCGACAUGUUUUAUGCAAAUUCAUUUUUUAAACAUACAACUGACAACCUUGUUAGCAUUGGAUCACGUAUUCUAGAACGCUUUCCAUCAAUGGGUGUUAAACCCAUGGCUCGAGUUUUAGAGGUUGGAGCAGGUGUUGGUGGAUGCACAGAAUUAGCAAUUGUUGGAAUGAAAAAUGGUGGUGUCUCGAGCUAUGAAUACACAUACACCGAUCUGUCUCCAGUUUUCUUACAGAGAGGGGCAACCAUUUUUCAGGACACAGGGAUCUCAACAAAAUUUGAAAUUCUAGACAUUGAAAAGGAUCCUCUGCAACAAGGAUUUGUUCCGCAGUAUUACGAUGCCGUACAUAUUGGUUUUGUUUUGCAUGCAACUAAAAACAUUGAGGAAUCAUUACUCAACGUAAAAACCUUGCUUCGACCGGGGGGAUACGUUUUUCUUUUUGAGCUUGUGGGUCAGUCGAGGGACGUCAAUCUGACGUUUGGAGGCUUGGAAGGGUUUUGGAGGUUUGAAGAUAUUCAUUUACGACCCUGGAAUUGCGAAUUAGAUCAAUAUGCAUGGCGUACUUUAUUAGAAAAGCAUGGCUUUAUAGACUGUACAAUUGUACUUACUCCCUAUGGAGCAUGUGAAAUCAUCGCUCAACUAAGCUUAGAUAGUGAAUCUCAUUGCGAACAAUUAUCAGUGCUCCCAAGGCGUAUAACACGCCAGCCGAAUUGCUGGCUUCUGUUUGGUGGACAAGAUUCAAUAACACAAGGUGUAAAACAUAAAUUCGAGCUAAACGGAUUUGAAACAAAAAUUAUACUGUUAGAAGAUGUCAAAUCUACUGGUCAUGAUAUGGAGGAGGAUAUAGCUAACUUAUUUUCAUCGUGUACUUCGGACAUUAGCGGGAUUAUUUACAUGUGGAGUUUGGAUCCCACGGUUACUACAAAAAAUACGUGUGAACCAUUCCUUUAUAUAUGCAAACAACUACUUCAAAUUACAAACUUUCAGGUGCUCGUAGUAACAAAUGGGUGCAUGAAUAUUGGUGCAACCGAUUAUUACCAAAAUACUCCAACGGCCUCACCGAUUGUUGGAAUGCUUCAAGUUUUGGCAAAUGAGAACAUGGAAAUAAAGUGCAAAUCAUUGGAUAUCGAUGAUGGAGAGUUUGUGGUGGACGAAAUAUUUUCUGAAGUAUUCAGCGGAAAUAUCGACACAUUAGUAGCCUACAGGAAUAACAAGAGGUAUACUCCACGCCUUAAGAAAGUAAAUAUGAAAAAAUGUCCGCUUGACGUUCCUCCAACGCCUAAUACUCGCCUCAUUGCGCCCCCGACCAACUUAAUUUCAGAUUUGUACUUCGCACCCUUUGAGACCCUGCAACUAACCGAAGGACAGGUUGAGGUUGAAAUUAGGGCAUAUGCGCUUAACUUCUUAGACGUACUUAUGGCUACAAAACCUGACCCUAUCUUUACAACGUACAACACUUUAGGAAUGGAUAUUACCGGGGUUGUGACAGCACUUGGACCCAAAUGCAGUGAACGAAAAAUUGGGGAUCGUGUUAUUGUGAUCCGGCGUUCUGGAGACUCGCUACCCAGUCGUAUCGCAUCCACCGAGGAACUUACGAUACCCAUCCCAUCAGAUAUGACUUUUAAUGAUGCAGCAACACUACCAAUUGCAUCACUAACAGUCUACUAUUCCUUAGUACAUCUGGCCAAAGCACGAAAAGAAGACGUUAUUCUUAUUCAUACAGCGUCUGGCGGAGUUGGACUUGUUGCUAUUCAAGUUGCCAAGCAGAUUGGCUGCACAAUAAUCGUCACAGCAGGAAACCUCCGGAAGAGGAACUAUUUAAAAAGCUUAGGCUUGAAGUAUAUAUUCAAUUCAAGGUCGACAAAAUAUGAGCAUGACAUCAGGCAAGCCCUUGGGGGAAAUAUGGUAACUAUAGUUCUAAAUUCAAUAACAGGAGAAGGAUUUAAAGAGGCUACAUUAUCUGUCUGCCGAGAAGGUGCAAAGUUUGUUGAAAUGAGCAAAAUGAAUAUUUGGAGUAAGAAGGAGGUUCAUCUGAUAAGACCGGAUGUGAUCUACAACAAUAUUGAUGUAUCAAUUCUGCCAGAAGAUGAAUUAAAAAUGUUGAAUAAAGAACUACAUACUCUUAUGCAGGGAGGAUUUAAGGACGGCAAUAAACGUCCUACGCCGCUUCCGUACACUUCUUUUGAAUCAAAACAUAUUAGAAAUGCAUUGGAAUAUGUGGAGAAGGCAAAGCAUAUUGGAAAAGUGGUCAUAACAAUGCCAGAGUUGGACAAAGGAAGUAAUCAAUACAAGUAUCGAUUAUUCAACAAGGAAGCAACAUAUCUUAUAACGGGCGGACUUGGAGGAAUUGGACUUGAAGUUGCAAAAUGGAUGAGUGAGGUUGGUGCGAAAAACGUACUUCUAGUCGGUCGCAGCGCCCCAAAAUCAGAAGCUCUUCGAACAAUUGAGCUUUUGAAACAAAAGGGUGUUUCAGUCAAUUUCAGACAAGUGGACAUUGGAAAUUUUCAUGAAGUGAAGAAUCUUUUUAACGAAUUUGUUCCGGAAAAUGGGAUGUACCACAUCAGAGGAAUUAUGCAUGCUGCAGGAGUUUUAGAGGAUGGAACAUUGGAAAACCAAAAUUGGGAUAAGUUCGAAAAAGUAUAUCAAUCAAAAAUACAAGGAGGAUGGAAUCUCCAUAAAAUUAGCGCCGAACUGAAAUUUCCAUUGGAACACUUUGUUGUAUUUUCGUCAAUGGCUACUACCUUUGGUGCUGCUGGACAAAGCAAUUAUGCAUCUGCAAAUUAUUAUCUCGAUGCCUUGGUUCAUUACAGACAUAGCCUUGGAUUGCCAGGAUUAACAAUAAAUUGGGGACAGUGGGGACAGGUCGGACUGGCAGCAAAUAUAUCCAAUUCAGUUUACAAACCAUUUACUGUACAUCAGGGAAUUUCCGCUUUGGAAUAUGCUAUGAAAAGUCAUAACUCCCAUUUACAAGCUUUUGAGGCGGACCUUGGUACCAUUAAAAAGCUUGUGCCAUCAGCACGAGGCCUUCUCGCUGAUAUUGAGGUAACUACUUGCUUGGAUACUGAAAAUAUCGACGAAGAAGAAUUUUGGAUGCAAUACGACUCAUGUACAGGAAGAAGCCAGAAACUUGAUGUACUCAAGAAAUGUAUUACUAGUGUUAUCCGAGGGACACUCAAAAUGAAUAAAGAUGAUCUCAUAGAUGAGAACACAAGUUUUCAAGAUUUGGGUCUUGAUUCCCUUAUGCUAGUGGAGAUGAAGAACAGUCUUCAAACCUCAAUAGGGAAGCGCGUAAAGAUAUCCCUGCAUGCAGUGAAGGACUGCAAAUCAAUUGUGGAAUUGUCAAAUCGACUGGUGGAAUUGAUAUCUGGGGAAGACGAUCUUGUAGACUUAACAACAAGCGAGCUUCUUGAACUUGCCGAAGAAGAUGCACACCUUCCUGACGAUAUUCAAGUGGAUGAACUCGUUAUCAAUACGUUAAGACCUGUAAGCAGAAUAUCCACUGUUCUGAUAACUGGGUCAACAGGAACUCUGGGACCUUACAUACUUAGGGAGCUUCGAGAAAAUUAUCCAUUCGUUGAAAAAAUUUAUUGCUUAAUGCGUCCAAAUUCUUUUCUAUCUCAUGAAGAUAGAUUUAAUCGUAUGAUGCAAGGAAAGAACUUAAUUAGUCAGACUCACCUUGACGGAUGGGUAGAGGCAAUACCUGGAGACGUGGGGAAAGACAUGAUGGGGUUAAAUUCAACAAUGUAUGCCAAACUUUGUGAAGAAGUUGACGCAGUUAUCAAUCUAGCAGUGAAAGUUUCAUACCAGGAAAAAUAUAAUGCCUCGAAAAAUAUUGGUAGUUGCCGAAUUAUUAAUGUUCAAGGAUUCAAAAAUGUCUUGGAAUUUGCUGUGUCGAAAAAGCUCAAACACGUUUUCUACUCAUCGACAACAGGGGCCCAGACAGACCUUGGAGAAGAUGGAUUGUACUCUGAGACUUGGUCCACGCUGGAUGAAAUUCAAUAUAUUCCUAAUUCUGCGUAUCUAAUAUCCAAACGGAUUUGUGAAGUCUUAGCAAGUCAAGCUAUUGAAAGGGGUAUUCCUUGCAAAGUUUUUCGGAUAACAAACAUUGGUGGCGAUAGUGAAGUAGGUGGUAAUAUCCAACUGGACAACUUCUUGAUGAUUCGAUUCUUGGCAUAUAUGUAUCUUGGCUUUAUGCCUGCACAUAAUGUGCCUCUUUGCAUGUUGCCUGUCGAUUUGUGUGCAGAAUUUUCAAUGAAAUUAUUUUUCAAUGAGGAGGCUCCCAGUGGAUUGUACAACAUACUUAACCCAGACUUAGACGAUGAACGUGAAUUUGAUGAAGUUGCAUUGGAACUCGGCGUAACGGUUGAUGUGCUGGAACCUGACGAAUUCUUUGGUCGCUUAAAAUCCAUGGACGAUAGUGACCCAAUGCAUGAGUUUAUUAAACAAAUUAUAGAAUACCAGAUAUAUGUGGAUAAAGUUGAAGAGAGGCCUCCUGGGUUCUAUCUGCCAUGGCUCCAAGGCAAGAAAAAUAUUACUUGGAGCAAGAAAUUGGCUCAAUUUAUACCUGAUGUUUACCCCUCAAAGAUAAUGUCAUCUUGGGAUGUGCUAAAAAAAGAUUUAGCUACAGCAAAACGGAAUGGAAUCUUCGACCGAUACCGAAUUCGGUAUUCCAGUUGCACAUAAAUUAUUUGGCGUGUUUAUCAUGACUGGACUCAAUAUUUUCACGAUGUCCAUCCAUUAAUUAAAGUUUAUUUUUUUAAAUCAAGCAUGCAUCAGUGUACAUUAGCUAACCUACUCAUACAAAUAUACAUAUGUAUUUAUGUAUGCAUAAAGCAUUAAGGUUUGAAGAUAUAAUAAGAAUAACAAAUCGGAUUAUCUCCUCAAACAUAUUGCCCGAUACAAUUUUCAUAUGCAUAUUGAAGUGUUUAGUUCCAAGAUAGAAACUUUUCAGUAAAUAAUAAUUAUUAAUUAGCCGGAAUUAGUGCCAAGAGGUGCAGUUUCAUAGAAGUUUUCAGAGCAGGAAUGUUACCUAGUAAUAUUGCUGACAACAUGUAUGGAUACAUAGUACGUACGUAGCAAAAAUAAUACUAAACAUAAUAAUGAUAUUCAUUAGUCCUUAGUAUCUUUAGUAUUCUUCGUAUCGUAAAAUAAGUUACAAGGUGUUGUAAGCGUCGUACUCGUAAGAUUUUGUCAUCAAGAGUCUCAUUACUAAGCUUACGAUUUUUACGAAGCUUAAGCCCUUCUUUCUUCUUCGUACUUAAAAAUAUUUUAUGAUACUAAGGAUGCAUAGGAAUAGGGCAUAUCCUCAAUGAAAAUAACUAAUUAUGCAACAAAUAAAUGUAAAUUUUUGCAUUCACAAAAA